This is a messenger RNA of Culicoides brevitarsis, 1384 nucleotides long. RefSeq lists its product as uncharacterized. The record is from RefSeq and is a predicted model, not a curated record. Gene Ontology annotation, molecular function: zinc ion binding. Bases 90 to 1262 code for a protein of 390 amino acids. NCBI's taxonomy places the organism in Eukaryota, Metazoa, Arthropoda, Insecta, Diptera, Ceratopogonidae. The transcript is spliced from 2 exons. Gene Ontology annotation, cellular component: nucleus.
UUUUAGUAUUCGUCAAAAACCAAAUUUCGGUCUUUUUUGCAUGAAAAUUGAGAUAAAUGUCUCUCCAUUUGGUUCCGUAGGCACAAACAAUGAGUGAAGCACUGCAAAUAGCUUGUCGUUUGUGCUUAGAAGAGAAUUGCAGAGACCAUUUUUACGAUUUACACCUUGACGAGGGAAAUAAUCGUUCGAGCAAAGCUCUUGCUGAAAUAUUUCGGAUCAAUGUUGAAGAUGAUGCGACUCUACCAAACCGGAUUUGCUUGGAUUGCAACGAUCGGUUGUUAAAUUUGUACGAUUUCUACUUGGAAGUGAUGAAAAAUCAGGCAAAAUUGAUGCUCGACCUGAAUUCGCAUCCGAAAAAGAAUGAAUCGCCGCAACCUUCGAACAUUGUGGAUUCGGAAAAUCCGCCAGAAUUACAAACAGCUAGUCAAGACUCACGGAUCUCAACGAGUACGAGGCGCAAACGGAGGAAACGUCAACGUCGGGGGUCAACGCAUCGCGAUCGGGAGCUCACGCCGCUCAGUACGGAAAGCGAAGACGAUGAAUUGCCGCUUUCGGUGCUCGUGCGUCGUCCAAGCGAACAAAGUAAUUCGCAGAAAUUUACGUGCCAAGAGUGUUCCGAAGAAUUUACGAAAAUUUACUUGUACGAGACGCACAAAGAGACGGUUCACAGCUCAUAUCCCGUGGAUGCGUCACCAAAUAUCGACACAAUCAAAAUAAUAACGCACUCGGGCAACGAAAACGUUCUCAAGUUCAAAUGCAAACUUUGCGCAUUCCAGUCAGAGUCGCAAUGGGAAACGCGACGACAUCAAAGCACGACGCACAACGCCACAAAUUCCCAACCAAACGGACAAAAAUUACUGAAAAUUCUCUCGUUGAAUGCCGUUGCCGAGCGAAUUCUCAUCAUAAAAAAGAAGAAAAAUCUCACGCCCGAUCAACGACUGAAAACUUUCUACGGCUUCAGUUGUAGUCGAUGCAAGCCACCGAUGGAGCUGCCAACGCUCGCCGCUUUCGAGAAACAUGCCGAAGAAACGCACAAUUUGACGGAUAUUGCGUGGUUGUGUUGCGACGUGAAAUGGCGCCAUCAUCAGUUGAAGCAACAUUUGAAUUAUCAUCUCGGGGUACCGCAAGUCGUUAUGAAACGAGACAAUUUUUUGUUUCAAGCCGGGUCAUUAAAAGCAAUAGAAAUCGUUAAUUUAGCAGAAAUUGACUUACCGUCGAUCGACAAGCCGAGAAGCUCUCGUACAAGACAAAGAUCUAAAUAAUUUUUUAUUUUUUUUUUAAUAGAAAAAUGUUUUAUAUUAAUUUUAUUUUUACUUCACAGUUAGUAAUUCCAGGCAGUUAUUGCCGACGAAAAAACGAAUAAAUUUCACUGUUUAACAAAUUU